Molecule: messenger RNA, 3976 nt
Organism: Monomorium pharaonis (pharaoh ant)
Lineage: Eukaryota; Metazoa; Arthropoda; Insecta; Hymenoptera; Formicidae
Product: homeotic protein empty spiracles
Exons: 3
Coding region: 959-2332 (457 amino acids)
Biological process (GO): neuron differentiation; central nervous system development; brain development
Molecular function (GO): DNA-binding transcription factor activity, RNA polymerase II-specific; DNA binding
Source: RefSeq, a predicted model, not a curated record
UCGCAGGAACUCUGAUAGCCACGGCCGCGUCCGUGUCCGAGUCCGCUGUUACCUCACGGUAAAUCAACCAAUCGGAGUAUAGUGCACGCCUUCACGGGCAACUAUGGAGCAACGCCCAUCCAAGUUGAUUUCAGUCGAGGUUCCCCACUUCACACGGAAUCACGCUGCGAGAUGGUAGAGCCCCAGGAGGGGCUGAACGCGCUGCUCCCCACUACGGCGCGGCGAGCGCCUCGUUUAGCCUGUAAUUUGCUCAAACACUAGCAAGCCAUCGUGCCAGGAACAUCCGUCAGAGCUGGUGCUCGCUCGGCGUUCGCUCUCGUAGCCGAGAGCUAAAUUUGACAGAACCGCGUGACGUGUGCUCCUUUUAUCGACGUCGACCGAUUCUUUCUCGUCCAAGUUCCAGUCGUGUCGAUGGAGAGUGUCGGACGGCGUGACGUACGAGUGAGUGUCGUGAGGCUCCAGCCAGUGCGACGACGUUCGUGAUUACGACGAGAUUACAUUGGUUGUUAUUCACAUAUCGGUCGAUUUUACACUUGGUACUACGCGUUAGUUAAGUUACGUUGGUGGGUGAUUUCGGAGACACACCUUGCGGGGACGACUAGUUCGUGAGUACGUAUCCGUCAUACAUUAGUGAUGCGUCAGCAGGAGGUCGGGACUUAAUUGUCCGAAUGACUGCCGAGGUAGCGAACCUCAUCGAUGAUCAUUGUGAUUGUGAGAAGGAACGAUCGCAUAUUCCGAAGAAGAAAUAAUCGAGAGUGUCGGAAGGUAAGGUUUGGAAAUCGUGCGAGGGUACACAGACUGAACGUAGGCCAUUCGAUCGAUUUGAGGAAGGGCGGCUUCGAGGCGGCUUCGCGAUGACGCGGCGAAUCUAAUCCCGGACGAUUCUCGGCACUCGCAGAUUUAUUGGUCCCGCGGUCAAAGUGGGUUGUCCACCUGGGAAGCGUACGAUAAUCGUACGAUGAUGCCGCUCGCGCCGACGCCAAUCGUCCCGGUGCCGUCCAAGCCGAAGAUCGGCUUUAGCAUCGACUCGAUCGUCGGCGGCGGGCAGGGUGGCCGCGAGGCAGAUCGCCUAGAUCGACUGGAGCGAGUCGAGAUCGAUGGCAGCCCGAUGGAGAUAGUCGAGGGCUCGUCCUCGCCGCGAGCACGCCGGAUCGCCACGAGAUCGCCCGGCGCUCAUUCCGAGAGUUCCGAUCGACCCGUAUCUCGGAGUUCCUCCGUCGAGUCGUAUCCGAACUCGCGACGGACAUCGGCGCACGCUACCGGCGUUGGUAGCGGCGGUCACCAUCAUCUUCACGGUACCAAUCAUCACGGUCAUCCGCACGGUCCGCAUCACAACCUCUCGGCGACGACGCAUCUAGACUUCGGCCGGACAACCGUUCACAGUCACAGCGGCGGCUCCACGCCCAACAACAGUCCCAGCCCACCACACAGAAUACCGCACGGAGACUCACCGGUCGGGACGCAUCCCCAACCACCCCCGGGGGUGGUCAGGCCUAGCCCGAACUAUCUCACGCCUCCUACCGCCGCGACGGCCGCGGUCAUGGCUGCGGAGCAGCUCAAAUCAUUGUAUGGACUACCUGGCGGUCACGGUGCCGCAGGACCUCAGACCGGUCAGAAUGAAUAUCACACGCAGCAACUGGCUUUAGCUGCCAAUUUGGCCGCGGCCCAGCACUUCCAGGCGGCGAACAUCGCGGUGGCGCUUCAGGCGCAUCACGGCGCGUCUCCCCAUGGACCACCCCACGGGCCCUAUUCGCACGGAGGGGCCCCCGGUGGCCCCCAUCCGCCGCCUCAUCCCCAUCAGCCGCCUAGAGAUAGCUACCCCCUAUAUCCGUGGUUACUCUCGAGGCACGGUAGAAUCUUUCCACACAGAUUUCCUGGAGGUCCCGAUAUACCCGGUUUCUUACUUCAACCCUUCAGGAAACCGAAAAGAAUAAGGACAGCUUUCAGUCCGAGUCAGCUGCUCAAGCUGGAACACGCCUUCGAGAAAAAUCACUACGUCGUCGGCGCAGAGAGGAAACAGUUGGCGCAGGCGUUAUCAUUAACCGAAACGCAGGUGAAAGUGUGGUUCCAGAAUCGACGGACGAAACACAAGCGGAUGCAGCAGGAGGAAGAGGCGAAAGCCCAACAGCAAUCGGGAGGUGGCGGUGGCGGUGGCGGGGGCGGCGGUGGUGGCGGUAGCAACGGAAACGCUAAUAACAAUAGCAAUAACAAAAAUACGCAUCACGUCAGCAAAUGGCAGCAGGAGACCGGCGACUACCAUCAUGAAGAGGAGGAGGAAGAGGAGCACAUCGAUCCAGAGGCCGAAGAGUGCUCGAGCGGCUCUGAAGCGUAGCUAGACGUUCUCUGCCUGGAUUAGGAUCCAGGAUCGAGUCAAGUCCUGAACAGACCGCGAGGAGAGUACGAGCGACGAUAGAAGCCAUCCAUGAAGAGAACACGUGCGACACCGACUGAUCGACAGGUUUGUUCGAGUUGACAUCGAAGAAUCGAAUUGUUCGACUUCGAAAGCGCCUACGGUCGUGUUAGCGCAGGAGGUUAACAACAGUGAGUGAAUUCUUUAUGGAAUAGUGAUCGCGUAAUUUGUUCUUCGCCUCGAAUUACGGUCGAGACUUCGGGUAUGAGUCCCGAUGCAAAAAUCAAGUCAAAAAUUUCGGAAGUGGUGGUGUCUGACAGCGACCGACAACAAUACUCAUCGUAUUGCGAUUGACCAGAUGUCGUGAAUACGAGAGCAGUUGGCGACAACUUCAAUUCUGAAAAAGAGAGAUGAAAAGAAACUUUUCAUCAAUCGCCGGGAAGGAUUCCCGAAUCGAGUUGUAUUCCGAACUUGUGCUAGAUGGGUCGGCAAAAUAGAUACAUCGUUCUAGAGUUCACUAACAUUCUCGAAACUCAAAUACUUUACGUAUUUUUCGAGGUGUUGGCGAGUUAGGUAAUGGUCAGGAGCAGAUAACAGAAUCAGCAAAUCUUUCAGUUCAAAUAUGCACAGAAUAUUUGCCACUAAAUUGUAUGAAUUAAAACGAAGCGUACAAAAGAUAUAUGCAGAGAUAAUCGAAUUUAUUUGUUUAACAACUGUGAAGUAUUUACUAUUGCUGUUACUGUAAUUAUUAUUCGCAUCACGAGAACGAUGAUAAUUCGCUUUCGGUUAUCGGUGUAAUUAUUAAUGAUAACGAUUGUAUUGUAAUGGUAAUCCUUUAAAAAAGUUGUAGAAAUAAUUCGAGUUAUUGUCCUCGAAAUCGAUUGGCUUUGAUUCUGAUAAUUUUCGUUACAAAACUGUUUAUAAAAACUGUUCUGAUUCAUAUGAUCUGCGUCUCUGACUUUAGCGCGAAAUCGGACAGUCGAUUUUAAUCAUAUUGCCUUUUUUUAAGAUUCGAAAACUCACGGUAUAUUAAAAUUCAAUACGUUUCGGCAAUCAUAAUAAUCCAUUGUUUCACUAAUGCACUGAAAUCUUAAAGUCUUAUUGAGCCUCUUUCUCUUUGUUUCCUACGUUUGUAAAAGAUGUUACAUAUUAGGUUUUUAAAGCGAGCACCAAAAAAUCAAACUUUUUUAAUUCUAAUGAAAAAUUACAUUACAUCGAGACGAUGUAUUUACUAGUAAUUGACAUAAGUCAAACUUUUUUCGCGUAAUGAAAACGGAGCAUUUAUUGUUGGUGCUACUCGUCUCGCGAAGAACGAUGAUAAUUCACUUUUAAUUCUCAAUGAAUAAUUAAUUAUUAUUUGAAAAAGCUUUAGACAGAUUUCGAGUCAUUAUCGAAAAAGAACAACAUUCAAACUUUAAUUUGUAAUUUUUCCAAAGUCUUUAACAAAUCAGAAUUUCUACCCAUAUAGCAUAAGAGACUUGUAAAAACAUUGCAGAAACAUUUGAUUAUAACAUUGCCAAAAUGUUGCGAAAUAUUGGUAAAAACAUGGUGAAAUCUUUUUUAAAAAUAUUGCAAUUACACUGUAUUGUAACAAUAUUAUAGCAAUUAUUAUUAAAAUAUGUAUAC